This is a messenger RNA of Racocetra fulgida, 605 nucleotides long. Lineage: Eukaryota; Fungi; Glomeromycota; Glomeromycetes; Diversisporales; Gigasporaceae. The record is from the annotation of a GenBank genome assembly.
AAGAACAAUUACUAUCUGUCGAAAAAAUGAAAAAAGUUUGGAAGAAAUAUAUUGAAGAAACUCUAAAUCCGGAUUUACAAGGAAUUGAAUCGUUCAAUAAAAAUCUUCCUGAUAACGAGUCUCUCAGUAAAAAUGAAAUGCUUAGUUUACUUAAUAUUCUUUCUCAAAAGGAAAGAGAACAUAAGAUGGCAGCUAUUGGUUCUAAAGAAAUGAUAGGCGUAUUAGGAAAUAUACUAAAAUCAUCAUUGAAUGAAAGAUCAUUUUCAUCGAGUGAACAAUUGAAAAAAUCUAUCCAGCAAAAAUUACUUUACGAUCAAACACUUAAACAAAAUCAAAAAGAAUACUUAAUUGAUUAUCUCCAAAAAAUUGAGGAUGAAGUUAAUGUUCAUAAGCAAAGCGGCGAAAAACGUCAAUGUGAAAUAUGCAAAAAUUUGACACAUGCUAAACGGUACUGUGAGCAUUGUAUUCGUAAUUAUUUACAGCAGCACUUCAAGGAUUGGACUUCUGGAAAUGCAAUAGUAGAUGAAAUAAUUCAAAAUUGUCAAUUACAAACACAACAUCCACACAGAGUGAUUGAAUGGAUACAACCGAAUCGUAAAUUUUAA